Pungitius pungitius (ninespine stickleback) is the source of this 894-nucleotide messenger RNA. Its product is annotated as thymosin beta-12-like. The transcript is spliced from 2 exons. Gene Ontology annotation, molecular function: actin monomer binding. Gene Ontology annotation, cellular component: cytoplasm. The record is from RefSeq and is a predicted model, not a curated record. Gene Ontology annotation, biological process: regulation of cell migration; actin filament organization. The coding region runs from base 14 to 160 and encodes 48 amino acids. Lineage: Eukaryota; Metazoa; Chordata; Actinopteri; Perciformes; Gasterosteidae.
ACAACCUGCAAAGAUGAGUGACGCCAAGCCCGACGUUUCAGAAGUGAGCAGCUUCGACAAGUCCAAGCUGAAGAAGACCGAGACCCAGGAGAAGAAUCCCCUCCCCCCACCCUCCCCUCCUGCAUUGCCUUGUUUUCAGCCACUUCUUCUAGAUGUAUAACUUUGUAACCGAAAGUAUGACACGGCGACAAUAACCACGCUGCACAGCCUGUGGCCGGGGGACGCGUUUCCCUUUUUUCUUUCUUCUUCUGGGCCCUCGUCUCCUUUAACAAAUGCCACCAUGACAGAGGGGGGGGGGGGUGUGGGUGGGGGGGUUGAGGCAGACGCAUGUCGCUGGAGGUGUGCUCAAAAGGGGGGUGGGGUGCGGCACAGGAAGCUCAUGAGCGUCCCCCCCCGCCCACCCACCACCUCCACCACCACCCAGCUUCCUGUGCGGCUGCUUUUUUGGCCCGAGUUGAGGCACCAGGCUUUUAUUUUUAUUUUUUUGGUUAUCGUUUCUUCGUCUUUUUGGAAAUGCACAACUUUGUUUGUCCGCUGGCCAAAAUGUAAAUGCCCCCAAACAAUUAAGACCCUGUUUAUUUGUUUAUAUAUAUAUGUUCACAAGGAUAAAAACCCAGACCUGGGAGCCGCGCAAAUGGAACUCAUCUACGGUUUAAUGUCAACGUCCUUCUGUCGAAACGAUUCAUGGUGGCUCUUGUGUUGCAAUCCGUCUCUGAAUUGUCUCUGAUGAGGAAACUCAAAAAUAUACCGGCAAGUGAUUCCAUUUGUGUGCUUUCGACGGUAGAUCAGCGUCCUCAAUCGUUCCAGCAGCCAUGUUACCCUGCCACAAAACAUCACUAGAAAUGAAAAAAAAACGUGAAAUGUUGUAAUAAAAAAGAAUUUGUUACUAAAGAA